This is a messenger RNA of Caenorhabditis sp. 36 PRJEB53466, 2097 nucleotides long. The record is from the annotation of a GenBank genome assembly. Lineage: Eukaryota; Metazoa; Nematoda; Chromadorea; Rhabditida; Rhabditidae.
AUGCAAGCGACUCAUGAUUCUAAUGCAGAUUUUCCAUCGUCGUCUGCAACUCGUCACAAGAAAACUAGACAGCAUGAAGACAUGAAAGGCGCGCAAUUCUUUGUUCAGUCGAAUUUGAAAAGUAAACGAUCGGAAAGAUUUAAAAGCUCUAAAUUUCCCAUUUCAGUUAUAGCGAGAUCGAUUGCCGCUUUGAGCAAGAUUUCAGAGGACGUGUACAUCGAAGUUUCCGACAAUGGAGUAAGAGAGAUUCUUAAUGUAAAUACAGAAUUGUUUUCAGCUCUUUUUCAAAGCGUUUAGCCGAUUCAAAUAUUGCGUUUUCCGAUUUGCCCCAGAGUUUUUCAACUCGUGUGACCUGACGAUGAUUAACAAAAAAGCCGCGAACAUCUGUAGGCUGUCCAUGAAAGUGAGAGAAUCUAACCGCUUUAGAGCUAAACAGAACUGUGCUUUUAGUCUGCUCAACGCAUUUUCAAAGGUGUCAUCUUCGGCGAUAAAAAUUUCGUUGGUUGCGAAUUCCGAAUUGAUCCGAAAGCCGAAAAAAUGGAUGUGAAUUUACAAAUGAACUACGGUGGGAAAAUCUCAGUUCGGAGUUAUUGGAGCUAGUCGUUUUUCAGAUGUAAACCGCAUUGUCCGAGCGAAGCUUCGUGAAACGUCCAAUGUGCUCCAGAAGCCUGUCUACGAUCGCUCCCUCUGCAGGAACACAACUGUCGUUUUUGCUUCGUAACUUUUUUUGAUACUUUUCUGUGUAUUCCGUUUGUCUUUCAGAACGAUUCUUCCAAUUCUCGCUCAAAUGAAGACGGAUAUCGAAGUUACGAUAAAAGUGGAUGAGAACGGAGUGACGAUCAGAAAUUAUCACUCCGUCGACGGAGUUCAUAUGUUUAAUGUGAGCGACUCGAAAGGAGGAAAGAAAGUGAAAACAGAGACUACGAUUGGAGUGGAAAAGUUGGUUCGGCACAAAGUGACCAUUCCGAUUGAGUUCUCUUUUUCGCUCAAAGAAUUCCUGGUAAGACCAUCUUAUUAAAAUGGAAAACGUACGUUUGUUCAGUCGAUUGUCACAUUCGCCGAUCAGCUGGGAUCAGAAGUGUGUCUGUACUACGAUACUCCCGGCAAACCAUUGAUCAUGUCGAUCGAGCAGCAUUCAAACUUCGAUAUCGAACUGGCACUCGCCACAAUGGGAAACAAUGAUGAGGUGGAUUUGGAUGGAGGAAUCAUAGUGAGUGCUGAAGCGAAUCUUCGGAUUGUCAUGCUCGUUUCCAGAAAGAAACGUUUCUUGCUGCGGAGACCGCGAAAUCAUCGCCGUCCCCCGCUCCCAGCCGUCGCCGACCGAGCCAUACGACGACGGCGGAAAUCGAGUGCAGCUCGAGAUCUCGUUCGAGAAGAGGACUCAUACGGACUCAGGAGAACCCCUCAUAUCCUCGCAAAUCGUCGUCAAAUUCCCAAAUGAGCAAGAAUAACUUCAUGACAACUUCGGAUGAAGAAAGAACGACCCAACCGAUUGCAGAUUCAUCGUGGAGAGACCGUGCGAACCCCUUGUAGGUUUUCAGGGAAAAAAAACAAUCAAAGAAUGAGACCGUUUGCAGCGAAAACGGUCGAAAGAAAACUGCAGAAAAAGAUAGGAGACAGCAAGCGAUUGAGAAAGAAUUAGAAGUGAUGGAAGUGGAACCAGCGGAGUAUGUGGAAUGAGGAGAAAGUAGAAUGAGAAGGAAUUUCAGAGAAAAUGCAGAGACGGACUACACGGUGCAAGCCAUGCAAGACUUCAGUAUUCAUGGAGCCCAGAAUGCGAACUCCACGUUCCGCGUGGAAAGUGUCAGACCGGAAAGGUUCGCGACUCCGAAACAAGCGAAGAUGGCCGACCCGGACGACUUCUUCCGAAUUCCGGAACCGAAAAGAAGGAAAACUGUUGAUAACAGAAACAAAAAAGUGAGUUUAUUGGUUUUCGAUUCGAAAAAGGCACACGUUUAAAUACAAAUAGAACCGAGAGAUCAUCGACUAUAGAAUGUAGUUCAGUUACGCCGCAUUAUAAUGGGAACGACGGGAAGCGGAGAGAUGCAGAUGAGUCAGCAGUUCACGAGAAGCCCGUUGGUGCAGGACACGCAGUGA